AUGGGUGACACUGUAGAGGAUGUCUGUGAAGAACAACUUCUGCCUGAAAAACAGGAUAGUAGAUUCAGGAUGGUGAAGGAGGAUCAAUCAAAGAGGAAGACCAGGUGCCUUGGACCAUCUGGCAUCUCAUUUUCCUCUUUGACACAGACCCUUCCCUACGCGCUAGCCGCCGACCUCACCUUGACUUCCUACGUCUCCGGGCCGCCAAACGCAUCGUGUGAAGUCCUUCGUCCUUCUGCCGAUCGCUGGAACGCAGACGUCCAGCAGCCCCCUCACAUUAAAGAAGAAGAGGAGGAUCCACAGCCACCCCACAUUAAAGAGGAAGAGGAGGAUCCACUGCCUCCUCACAUUAAAGAAGGGGGGGAUCCACAGCCACCCCACAUUAAAGAGGAAGAGGAUGAUCCACAUUCACCCCACAUUAAAGAGGAAGAGGAUGAUCCACCGUCACCCCACAUUAAAGAGGAAGAGGGGGAAGUGUGGAUCACUCAGGAGGGAGAGUGUCUUCUAGGGCAGGAGGAGGAUGAUCUCACCAAGUUUCCACUGACUGUUGUCUCUGUGAAGACUGAAGAGCAUGAAGACAAACCACCUGAGUCCUCACAGCUUCAUCACAGUCCAAACGUCUGUGAAGAACAACUUCUGCCUGAAAAACAGGAGUGUAGCUUCAGGAUGGUGAAGGAGCAGCCAUCAAAGAGGAAGAUGAGGCGCCACAGACCCUCUGGCGUCUCCUUUUCCUCUUUGACACUGACCCUUCCCUGUAAAAAGGAAGAGGAAGACCCACUGACCCCCCACAUUAAAAAGGAAGAGGAGGAACACAGCAUCAGUCAGGAGGGAGAUCAUCUUGAAGGACUGGUGGAGUUCCCAGUGAUUGGUGUCCCUGUGAAGAGUGAAGAUGAUGAGGUCAAAGGUGAAAGUGAGGAGAAGAGAGAGGCGGAGCCUCCAAGCAGCAGCUCAACACAACACAUGACAACAGAAGCUGAUGGAGACCACUGUGGAGGAUCACAAGCAGACAAGCUCUUAGCUUCACUAUCAGAUAGUGAGGACACAACGUCACACUCUCCUGACACUGAUGAUGAAGACUCUAAAGAUGAUAAGACAUGUCACACUGACAACACUCACUUGAAAUGUUCUGACUGUGACAAAACCUUUAAAUACCAUUGUCGUCUGAAAAGACACAUGAGAACACACACUGGUGAAAAUCAUUUUUCUUGUUCAAUCUGUGGCUUAACUUUUACAAGGAAGGAAAAUAUGAAAGAGCACACAAGAACAUAUAAAGGAGAAAACACUUUUUCGUGUUCUGUGUGUGAUUCAAGGUAUGUACGAAGUCAAGGUUUGAAAGAACACCUGAAAAUACACACUGGGGAAAACCUUCUUAAGUGUUCUAUGUGUAAUUCAAGUUUUGUCCAACGUCAACAUUUGAAAGUACACAUGAGAACACACAGAGGAGAAAAACAUUUUACCUGUUCACUCUGUAGUAAAGGUUUUGCACAAAGUCACAAUUUGAAAGUACACAUGAGAACACACACUGGUGAAAAACCUUUUUCCUGUUCAACCUGUGGCUCAUAUUUUACAAGGAAGGGACAUUUGAAAGUGCACAUGAGAAGACACACUGGUGAAAAACCUUUUUCCUGUUUAACCUGUGGCUCAUCUUUUACAAGGAAGGAACAUUUGAAAGUACACAUGAGAACACACACUGGUGAAAAACCUUUUUCCUGUUCAGUCUGUGGUAAAGGUUUUACAAAAAAAAAUGUGUUAAAUGAACACAUGCCAAUCCACACUGGAGAAAAACCUUUUACCUGUUCAAUAUGUGGUAAAAGUUUUACACACAGUCAGAGUUUGAAAAAACACACAUUUUUACACACUGGUAAAAAACCUUUUAUCUGUUCAAUCUGCAGUAAAGGUUUUGUACAUAGUAACAAUUUGAAAGUACACAUGAGAACACACACUGGUGAAAAACCUUUUUCCUGUUCAGUCUGUGGUAAAGGUUUUACAAGAAGUCAAAAUUUAAAAACACACACGAGUACACACACUGGUGAAAAAUCCCAUUCCUGUUCAAUCUGCAACAGAAGCUUUUGUGAACGAUCAAUCCUUAGAACACACAUGAGAACACACCCAGGAGAGAAAGUGUUGAGUUGCAGUGUGUGUGGUGAAAGAUUCUCUUAUAAGUACCAGUGUAAGAAACACAAGUGUGCUGGUGAGAACAGCAGCAGCAAAUGAAACGUCAGGAUUUGAAAUGAACUGUCAAAACAUUAAUUUUGACUUUCUAACAACAUCAGCAAAUAUAACGUGUGACAUUGUUGUUUGUGUAACAGUCUUUUAAUAAACUUCUACAUUUAUAAAUUAGUUAUUUUAUAUUAGUGUUUUUUUAACCAGAGUAUGUGCAUUUAUCAACAACACCCAGAAAUGCUGCUGACUUUGCAAAGCCCAUAGUCUUCUCAGAUGGACUGAUGCAAAGUGGAAAAGUGUUCUGUGGUCUGAUGAGUCCUCAUUUCAAAUUGAUUUUGGAAACUGUGGACGUUGUGUCCUCCGGACCAAAGAGGAAAAGAACCAUCCGUAUUGUUAUAUGUGCAAGGUUGUUAUAUGCGCGUAAUGAAACCUAAAAUACCACAACAGAGAACCCAGAUUGUUGAACAACUUGAGCUGUACAUCAAGCAAGAAUUUGAAAUAAUUCCACCUGAAAAGCUUCAAAACUUGGUCUCCUCAGUUCCCAAACGUUUACUGAGUGUUGUUAAAAGGAAAGGCCAUGUAACACAGUGGUAAAAAUGCCCCUGUGACAACUUGUUUGCAUUAAGUUGCUGCCAUUAAAUUCUAAGUUAAUGAUUAUUUGCAAAAAAAAUAAUACGUUUCUCAUUUCGAACAUUAAAUAUCUUGUUUUUGCAGUCUAUUCAAUUGAAUAUAAAUUGAAAAGGAUUUGCAAAUCAUUGUAUUCUUUUUAUUUACCAUUUACACAAUGUGCCAACUUCACUGCUUUUGGGUUUUGUAGAUUCAUAAUACAAUUUUAGAUUUAUUCAUAAUAGUGUUUUCUAUAGUUAUAUGAAAUAUUGAAGUGUUACAUAUUUUUAUUUCUAAUUGUUAAUGAUCCCAUAGAUUAGCACCUUUAUAUGAUAUACAUAUGUACUGGUUCACAUCUAAAACAUCUUCUGGACCGCUUCAGGAAGCAUAUUAUUAUUUACUUUAUACAUCAUUUAAACAGUUGUCUAUUAUAUAAUUUUAAAAUGUGACUCUAUGAAUCAUUUGGUGGGUCUCUAUAAUAAAUUGUAUUCAUUAUCUUUAUUGCUCUCUUUUGUAAUAUGAUGAUUGUGUUGUGAUUGUUUUAUAUGCAUGUCCCCAGACCUUUAUGCAAUAUAAAAGUGAGAGAAAAUGACUGAAUUGUUUGU
Messenger RNA from Entelurus aequoreus (snake pipefish), 3374 nucleotides. RefSeq names its product oocyte zinc finger protein XlCOF6-like. Gene Ontology annotation, molecular function: RNA polymerase II cis-regulatory region sequence-specific DNA binding; DNA-binding transcription factor activity. The record is from RefSeq and is a predicted model, not a curated record. The coding region runs from base 1 to 2214 and encodes 737 amino acids. Gene Ontology annotation, biological process: regulation of transcription by RNA polymerase II. NCBI's taxonomy places the organism in Eukaryota, Metazoa, Chordata, Actinopteri, Syngnathiformes, Syngnathidae. The transcript has 5 exons.